This is a messenger RNA of Thyridium curvatum, 2274 nucleotides long. RefSeq lists its product as uncharacterized. Gene Ontology annotation, molecular function: DNA-binding transcription factor activity, RNA polymerase II-specific; zinc ion binding. The transcript has 4 exons. Gene Ontology annotation, cellular component: nucleus. The record is from RefSeq and is a predicted model, not a curated record. Gene Ontology annotation, biological process: regulation of DNA-templated transcription. Lineage: Eukaryota; Fungi; Ascomycota; Sordariomycetes; Thyridiales; Thyridiaceae. The coding region runs from base 1 to 2274 and encodes 757 amino acids.
AUGAUGCCGGCCAUAUCCGGAACUUCCCCCCCACGUCAAUACCGGCGCGGAUAUGCGGCUUGCACCGUUUGCCGAAGUCACAAGGUCAAAUGUGUCCUUGGUACGGGCCCACCCUGUGCCAAAUGCCGGCGCGAACACCGCGAAUGUGUUUUUGACCGCACGAAGCGAGGUCCGAGGACACGAAACGUGUCGCAGUGGGCUGAAGCUACUCAACCACCAAUAGACACAGGCGGAAGGGUGGCUACGGAUGCAGCUGAGGCCCAAACCGAACCGCAAACCUGGAACAAUGAUACCGCUUCUCGUACUACAGGAUCCGAGACCAACCGCCGUAAGGAUGCGUCCAUUCUUCAUAGAGUUCCAGCCCACUCUCCCGCAUCACUCCUGGAACGGACCAUGUGCCCGAGCGAGGCGCUAGGCUUCUUCAACGAGCCCCGGGUGUCUCAGGAAGGGGCCCCCUCCGGAUCUAUCCCGGUGUCGCCUUUCCCAGCGCCAGCAAGUCAGCAGAAACGAACCCAGUUCGGCAACCCGUGGCAUCCCCCAAGCGUGGAUGAGUUGUCACAACUAGAAGAUGGGGUCCUUGACGUGUGGAAUCAGAUCCCCUACGUGCGGAUGGGCUGGUUUACAGCUCAAGAGGCAUUGACCUACAUGGACUUGUUUCAUCGCCAUCUAUCGCCUUUUUGCCCCGCCUUUAUGAGUGAGAUUGAGAUCGGAAAGUCACGCUAUGCCCGAAUCGCGCAAGAGCCUAUGCUAUGCACUACCAUCCUCAUGAUCGCUUCACGAUUCUUCACCUUGCCCGGGUCUGGUGGCUUGACUCGUUUCUAUCUUAUUCAUCAUCAUUUAUGGCAGCAAUGUGAGCGGCUCAUCCAGCUGCUCAUGUAUGGCCAAGAAAAGUACCUGCGAGGAAGUCACACCUGGGCCACACUGCAAAGCCUUCUUUUGCUCUCUGAAUGGCAUCCCCGAGCCCUGCGAUCUGUCUCCACUACUCAAAACGAGACAUGGCAGGGCACAGAAUCGAGGCUCUCUGGUGAGGCGGCCUCCGAAGGACGAGAGCAAUCGCCCGCGUCCAGGUACGAACAGGAGCUCUUGGCUCGAGCCAAGCAUUCAGAUCGUAUUUCAUGGAUGAUGGUAGGGGCGGCUCUGAACCUCGGCCAUGAAGCCGGAGUCUUUGUAGACGCUUGCUUCUCCAGCGGCACGCUAGGCAGUGACUGGUUAGGCCCUCUGCACACCAGAAAGCUGCUGUAUGUCUAUGUGACCAAUCUUUCCGUCCGCCUCGGAUUCCAGAAUACCUUUACACAAGACGUUAUCCUAGCCCGGGCCGUAUUACCUGUGGAAGGAAUUGACCGUUCUGGAACUGACAGUAACGAUGUAUCAAUGGAGCUAUGGCUUUCUUUGGUUCGUCUCAGUCGAGCUGCUGCCGCCAUUUUUUUUCGCAGCCCAACCAGCACCAAAGAUCAUCUUCGCAAUGGCGACUAUAUCAUCAUGUUGCAGAGCUUUGUGGUGACCCUCUCGAAAUGGUAUGAUGACUUCGUGGCAUCCCAGUUAGUCAUGAACCAGGCCGUUCAGAGUCUAUUAUUGAUUGAGUAUCACCACCUGAGAACGUAUACUCAUGCCUUAGCCAUUCAAGCGGUUCUUGAGAGAAGUCCAUCUCAGACCUUUACUACAUGCCAGAAGAAAGAUCGACUCGAACUACUCUCCACCUGCUAUCUUCCAGAGGACUUCGCUUUCAUUAACGAAGUCAUUACUAAUAGCACCAGCGUCCUCCGGAUCACAAUGGCAAUGGCGGAUAAUGGCCGUCUACGUUUUGUUCCCAUUCGUCAGCUGCAAUCUAUUCUCUCUGCUUUUUUGUUUCUCUUCAAAGCCAUUCCAAUCUGCACCAGCAGAGAAGAUGUGCAAACAGCCUUGUCGGACUUGGAACAAUGUGCCAAAGCGUUAGGAGAAGCAGACAUGGAUGAAUUGGAUGUUUCGCGCGACACUCUUACAUUCUUCCAAUCGCACGUCCGAAAGAUCAGGAAGCAGGUGAAUAUCUUCUUUUCAGCUUCUACCAACCCUGAAGAAGCUUUGGUUGCGCAAGUCUUAGCAGAUCUCAGCGAGCCGUCGUCAUCGGGAGAUGGUGAGUCGGCAUCAACAUCCUUGCUUCCUGGAGUCAAUUGGAAUCAGGAAGUCUUCAGUAUUCCCGGUCUACCCGCGGAUUUCGCUACAUCCUGGCACUCUCUGGACGCUUUUAGCCGCCUAGCAGGUAUCGACUCCGAGUGGCAGCCAGCAGAUCGCUUCUAG